Messenger RNA from Colletotrichum truncatum, 735 nucleotides. RefSeq lists its product as uncharacterized. The record is from RefSeq and is a predicted model, not a curated record. Lineage: Eukaryota; Fungi; Ascomycota; Sordariomycetes; Glomerellales; Glomerellaceae.
AUGUUCCGCAACGACUUCUAUCAUCACUUCUCCAAGGGACGCUCCGGCGAAACCUUAAGCUUCGAGGGAUAUUUCCGAGCAGUUACUAUCUACGGCGGUGAACAACGUCUGCUUGCGAAGACCAAAAGUGUUGCGAACUUGUUCGUUGCCUUGCGACAGAGAAACCUCGCGCUCAUCAACGGAUUUCACCGAGAGGCACGUAGCAAAGGUUUCGGCCCUUCAAGCGAAUCUCUCAAGCGAACCAUCUUCUGGGACAAACCAUUCUUCGAAUAUACUGAGGACGAUAUACUCGCGAAGCGGACCUUCCUUGAGAAUCCUCAGCCCCCAUUCGCGGCUAAAGCCAGAACACUCCCCUACCAAUUCCACUGGCCAGUCUGCACCCAGCCGUGGACGCCUGCCGCAGUUCUCCAUUCAGAAGAAGAAGACGUGAUCUCUAGCGACAAAGAAGACGAAGACUUUCUAUCUGACCAAGAGACUGAAGACGAGAUGAGCCUCCGCAACCGUCACGGCCGUUUCGCCCCCCGUCCUCCGAAUUCGAGCCCAGUCACGCCAGAGAAGCUACAAGAUAGCGGUUCCGCUAAAUCGGUACGAUCUACCAACCGUGAGAUAGUUGAUCUCACCAAGGAGCCGCAGCCGGUUCGGAUGCUCGAUGGCAUGUACAAGGCGCUCGAUCGACUAGACGACGGUCAUUUCAACGAGGAGCAAGCCCUUACCGCUAUGAAAUACCUUAAAUAG